UGUAAUAAAAUGUAGCUUAUGCCGUAAUGCUAUUUAAUCAUGCAUUUAUUAAACAAAAGUAAACAUUAUUUUCUGUGCUCAAAAGUACUUUUCUUUGUUAAAAUUAAUGCUUCUUAAGUGCAAGGGUUUGACUAGUUUAUGAAAAGGAGUUUCUAAUCUUGUAAUUUCGAUAGAAAUUUGUCGAAAUUUUUAUUUUGGAAAAAAGCCUUUUAAAAGUAUUAUAAUGAAUCGAUACGGAACACUAGCUUUUUAUCCCUUCUGACAAACCAAAAAAAAAAGAAAAAAAGUGCAUCUGAUUCACCCGAAUUUAAUUACAUUCUUUAAAUUUCUCAGGAGAAUAUUGAUUUUUUUUAAUGGAAAUAAUUUGGAGCAUUUUCCUGUUGUCGAAGCGAAAUGCAUUUAGUGAAGCGUAACGGUGGUUUGGUAUUUCAUCAUACUCUUCAAAACAUUCAGAAAGGUGGUGCGUCUAAAGUUUUGCAUUAACUUUCUUCUUCCACUUCCUAAGAAGUAAGAUUUGAAAUGUUUUCCGAUUACAAAAGUAUUCGGAAAGCCUAUACCCCGCCUGUGACUCCGAUAGGAAGUCGUCGACCAAGACCAAUUUCAGGCAGUGAGAGUGAUGUUCGUAUUAAAAUGAAUUUCAACCCAUCUGGAAUUCUACAAAAUUUUGCUCUUCCAAGACCUUUUAGAAGAAGAAAUAAAUCAAAGGACAGAUAUUCUGAGGGUGAUAUGUCAUUUAGACCUAGAGAACUGAUAGAGCUAGCCAGCUUUGGCGUUGUUGAGUUAGAGCCUGCCGAAAGAGGAAUUGGUCAUAGAUUCCAAAUUUCCAACUUAAAAAAUCCAACCUGGUGUGAUUGUUGUGGGGAUUUCAUUUGGGGCUUAUACAAUUCCACCGACUGUUUGAGAUGCUAUAAUUGUCAUUAUACUUGUCACCAACGCUGUCAGCAUCUUGUAACAUUGGACUGCAAGGGAUUUGGUGAUACUCAAACUACUGAUCUUAGUGAAUUGAUCGAGAAUACAUUAAAAAGAGAGUCUGUUGAGAAGGAAAGACUCUCUCCACUGUUUUUUGAGCACCUAGAUAAUGAAGAACUGAGGCGAAGAAUAGGACGUUACAAUGCUCGCCAUCAGAGUUGUGAUAUGGUUCUUCAAGAAGAUGGGGAGACACUUCAUGGUUUCAUUCGAGUUCACAUGAAUCUUACAAGACCUAUCAAUGUUAUUUCUGGCACUCGUCCUCCCUCCAUUUAUGAUAUAUUAAAGGAAGAAGACGACGGCGGACGGAAAACAUUGACUUCAUUUUAUUUGCCACGAGAUACAAUAAAAGCGUUACAUAUAACAAGUGAAUUUUCUGCUAGAGAAGUUAUAAAUGCUCUUCUUAAGAAAUUUAAAGUUGCUGACAAUUCUCACAAGUUUGCUUUGUAUGAGAAGACUUAUUCCAAAGGUUCAAAUCAAGCCAAAUUUCGACGAAUACAAGAUCAUGAAAUGCCUUUAAUGUUAGCUUUAUUGAACUGUGAUGAGGACAAGCAUUUUGUUUUGCAAGAAAAUGAAACAGAAGAUAUCGUGUGGGAACAGUUUGCUGUACCAGAGUUGAAUAACUUUUUGAAAAUAUUAGACCUAGAAGAAGAGGAAUAUUUGAAUCAAGUAAAAUUGAAGUACAGAAUCCUGCAAGAAAAAAUUCAAGAAGCUAUGGAUAAACUUUCACCAUCGAGUAGAUCUUUAGGUAGCUAGUUCACUAUAUUUAGCAAACUAUCAUAUUUGUAUAUCUUAAUGGGAUACAAGUCUUUGUUCCCAAUUUGAACUGUGAUCACAUUGUAGGACAUAGGCUAGUGAAAAGACAAGAGAGAAAAAAGGAGGUGAGGGGGACCAAUUGUUGGUGGGUUGUGUUUUUAACUCAAAAGCGAUGGAAACAAAUUAAGAUUUCAUUUACUUGUGGCAGCAUAGCUUUUACAGGUUCGUUUUCUCCACUAGCAAUGGAGGGAAAGAGGGCUUAAUUCUGUGAUGCUUCUGACAGUUUAGUAUCAGAACCAGCUCAAUCUGUUUACUAAAAAUUUUACAGGAGAAACAAAAAACAUCCAUGGAUUGAGCUGUGUUUGAAAGAAAAACAAUGUUUGUUUGGCAGUAGUUUUCAACAUGAUUGAGCUGGAUGCGUUCCAGAUCACUUUGUAACCACCAAGUAUCAAAAAAAAAAAAAAAAAAAAACUUCUGUGAAUUUAUCUAUUGAGCUGAAAAAAAAAAAAAAAACUUCUGUGAAUUUAUCUAUUGAGCUGCUUUUUAUACUAAACACCUCAUAUGAUAAUCAUGUUUCAUCAAAAUAUGCUUUAUCUAUAAAUGAUGGAUUAUAUCAUUCUAUUUAAAUUAUGUUUUGGAGAAUAUGAUAUUGUGUACAGCAGAGAUAGGCAACCUUAACUCAUUGCCAAUAUACAUUCCAUGUUUGGCGGAACACUAAGAUCCACUUCUGGUGGGGGGAGGGGGGCAGCUGAUCCUCCCCCUCGUUGUGUCUUUCGUAAAAUCCCGUUAAAAAAUGUUUUUCUACUUUAAAUUUUUUUAAAACAUUAUGAAGUUUUAUCUGUUUAUAAUUAAAAAAUUUAAAACUAUACCUCUUUCAGCAAUUAUAAAAAAAACUUUGAAAAAUAUUCAAAGAAAUUUUGAUUGAGAAGUUGGGCCUAUUUUUUUCCCCUCCAGAAAAUAAUAGUAUCUUUUCUAUGACGAGAAACAUGGUCCAGAAUGUUGCCAUGAUCGACCAGUUGAUCACCAUGAACGGGUUGCCUACUGCUGGUGUACAGAAUCAUCAGGGUUUGAUGUAGAUUUCAUGGAAAUAAACUUAAGGAGACAUUUCUUCUAGUAAAAGAUCAAUUAGGAAAAAAAAAUCAUAAAAAAUUAUUAGUUUAUGUAGUAAUGGUAUUUGAACCAUCUAAUUAAAACAAAAUUUAUCAUAAAAAAUAGUAAUAUCGAUUCGGUCAUUUCCUUUUUUAAGGUACAAAAACUUGCGUUCACAAAAAUGAAUGUUUAAAAACAUUGGAGAAUUGUUUGUUGUGCAAAUAUACUCCAAGAAUUUAUUUUCUUUUAUAUUUUUAUACUAAUUUAGACAAAGAGUUUUACAGCUGCUAUUUUAACUUUUGGUAUUAAGGGAGCUUUAAAUUCAUUUGUCUUUAUUCGAAAUAUUUUAUUAAAAUCCUAACAUAUGAAAAGCCAUUUUUUACAACUGCUUUAUUUAAUUUAACAUUCUAGAAAUCAUAAUCACUUAAUUUUCUUUUCUAAUUUGCAUUUCCAAAACAUAUUCUUUUUUACUUUUCAUUUUCAUAAAGACCAAAGACCUAGAGACUGUUUACAACUAAAAUUUCCCUCCGAAGUGACCAUAAAAAGAAAACUACUGGACCAAAAUGUUAUUAAAUUGAGUUCUAGUAACUAACAAAUCAGUUCAUUUUAUUUCUGAAUAAAGAAAAAAUUAAAAACUGAAUUUAGCGAUACAUCAAUAUAUCCACAACAUUCCAAUCCGAAAGCUGAGGUUGAGAUUACUGUGAUGUGAGUUAAGUGACAUAAAAAAAUUUUUUGGAUGCUAAAUUAAUGACAUUUUGUGAUAAGUUUUAAAAACAUUAAAAAUGUUUCAAACCUCCAUCUUCAUGAACUUUUUGCUGAAAGUAAAAAAAAAAAAAAAUCACUUCUGUUGAACCAUUAUCUGUUCUUAAGUUGGUGUGGUAGUUUUCCUUUCAUGGUUCCUUUAAAAUGAAACUUUAAUUAUCAAGUCCUUUUAUUUUGUUAUGAAUUUUUAUUAUUAGUUGUUAAAUAUGUGUUGAAUUGAGAGGCUUGUGCAACUAUUAUAAUUCAAAAUCAUUCUUUGUUGUUUGUUCUUUUAUAUUUUAAUGUUGAACUUUAUUUUAUGUUCCUUUUGUCCGGUGAUUUACAUACAUCAGUGUUAUUUUUUUAAUACUCAUUUUGAGAAAAACUAUAUCAGAUUUUAAAAUUAGUUUAAGUAAUUGAAAUGGAAAGCAUUAGCAUUUGUUUCUUGAAAUUUCUAUAUAUAGUUUUCAGACAAAUCAGAAUAACGUAAAAGGUGACAGUUGUUUCCUAUAUUAUUUUAAUGUCAGAAUAUACAAAGAAAAGAGUCGCAUCAAAAAGAGAGUAAAUAACGCAAAGUUGAGUUCAGUACAAAUACCCACAUCAAGUAGUUGUCAAUAUCAUAUGACUGUUCAUUUGGCAUAAUAAAAAAUUUAUGUGUACAAUAUUAAAACUAAAUUAAUUAUGCAAAGAGUCUUCAAAUGCACUUUCAAGACAAAAAAAAAAAAAUGUUACAGUCAGACCCUGAUUUAACGAAUUCAACCGGGACCAAAACUUUUUUGCAUUAAAUCGGGGUUAUUCGUAAUAUCGGGGUGUGAAAAGGAAUUUAAAAACUGCAUGUACGUUACCUAAAACUCCUAAUAAAGCAACUGCACAAAAAUAUCCAUAUUAGAAAGUGUACAUUUUUUAUUUAGCACUCCAACUAACUACGCGAUAGUUAAUUUGAAAUUUUAAACUACUGAGUAAUAGAUGUUUGACAACUUCCUUGAUACUUGACUUGAAACAUUAUUUUCUUCUUUCCAUAAAGUUCAAAGAGAACUGUGUCUUUUGCAGCCUGCUGCAUGAGAUAUGUUUUUACAGUUUCCAGGCCAUGUAAAGCAUUUAAAAGAGUAACUGUUUUAAUGGAAGUUUCACUAUCACUUUCUGCAUCAGGAUCGUUAUUCGUUGGUUGCCCCCUCGCCCUUGAUUUGUCCAAAAAUUGCUGAUUCCAAGAAAUGUCUUUUUCUGCUUCGGAUAAUAUGGAUGUAACAUUUGGAAAACAAUCCAAUAUUUCCCAACUCAAAUUAAAAAAUAAAAAAAUUCCUGAUGUUAAAAUAAUGCCUUAAUUUGGGGUUUAUUAUUAGGUAAAUGGGGAUUUUGCCUUCAUUUUAGUUCGGGGGGAAAGGAAAUAUUCGCUAAAUUGCAAAAUUCCUUAAAUUGGGGUCCAACUUUAUCUAGAAAGUUGAAGUUGAAAUUUUGACUCAAUUUUUAAUCUCGAAAAUAUGGGGAAAAAUAUUCUUUCAAAACUUCAAUACAAAAAUUAUAUUCCUAUUCUUGAGAAAUGUAGUUCAUCUUAUAUAAGAAAGAAACUUUGCUAACGAUUUAAAAAUGGGCUGAUGCAUAUGACAAAUUUUUAUGGAAAAAGAAAUAAUCAAGCAAAUAAUCCUAAAUACCAAAAGAAUGAAAUAUUGCUAACACAAUGGGUUCAUAGCAAUAUUAUCUGUCAUUGUAAUAGUAUAUUUGUAUUUAGUAUGCCAUUAUGUUAUGAAAUAUUUUCACAAAGUCCAGCUUAAAAGUGACUUGGGCUGAUUUCAUGAAAACUAUUGGCUUAGGGACUGAGAAAACAAAAAUAUGAUUUAGUUUCAAUCAUUAGUGAGUUUACCAUUUUAUUGCAUUUUUUCUGUAAAUUCAUAGUAAUUCAAAGAUACUCCUCUUAACCCAAAAUUUAGAGUCGAAACCAGUGUGGGACUCAAUCGGUUCGCCCAAACCGUUUUUCUUACAAAUAUCUCGGAGCUCCUCAUCCAGUUCUUAAAAUUUUUUAAGUUCUGUGAAUCAAUAAAUAAAGACAUACAAAUUAAUUGAAAAAUCAGAACUUUGCUAUUAAAAAAAAUAUAUAUUAUAAUCUGCAGAAGUAUUCAGAAAUACCCCUGAGCUGUCACUGUAAGCUCUGCUGAAGCUGAAAGAAGCUUCAGCCUGAUGAACGCAAUUUGUUCAGAAAAAAGAAAUUGACUGUCAAAAAUAUUUUUAACUUAAUGAUAACUAAUUUAGUAAUACUACCACUGCAAAAUUGGUACCCUGAGCCUUAGGUAAUAAAGUGCUUAAGCAAUCGAUAAUAAUCACACGGCAGAUGAUCCUAGAGUAAAAACAAAUUGGAAGAAGCUAGUGAACUCCUAAAUGCUGUAAAAAAUAUUAUUUUCUUUUAACUUAAUGAGCUUGAAAGAAGAUUGUUUUUUAAUAUUUCAUUAACAUGACCCCUCCCCCAAAAAAUUUCAACCUUACCAGUUCUUGAAUGAUUUGAAUUCCAUCACUGGUCUAAACCAGUGGGGUGCUCAUCUUUUUUUCCGAACGGUCAAACUUCAAAAUCAGAUAAUUUUCGCAGACCAGUCACACACACAAACACACACACACACAGAUCACUCUAAAUUUUUUAAAUUAUUUUAAAACUUUAAACACUGUAGGAAAAGGACAGAAAACUGUAAACCAAGAAUGCUUGCUAUCAGUACUUGAUGUUAAUUUUAUUAAUGUUAUUAUUAAUUCUUUAAAGUUUGCAUGUAUUGCAAGUGCGCUCAUACCCAAAAUUUUAAAGGGGGGGGCGCUCAAAAAUUUUUCCUAUGGUUUAGCAGAAUAUUUUACCCAUGGAAACCGAUUUCAGUACAUAUUAGAGAUAUUAAAAUUUGACAUUUUGAAUAACUUAUUCAUUAAUGGCUGGAAAAGAAAUUUUUACACAUAAUUGCGAAGAAAAAAGCACUAAAAGCAAGGAAGUUCUAAUUUCUAAGGGGGGGAGGGGCUUGAGCUCCUCCCUUGCUCCCCUAUAUGGGCGCCCUUGCUCGGGAAUUCCUAUGAAUUUGGAUUGAAUGGUAUUAAGGGGAAGAUGGAGAGAGAAGAAACAUUAUUUUUCUAGAUAUUAACUGCAUCACAUGCAGUUGCCCUUGAUGUAUUGAAAAAUAAAACGGGCCACACGGAUCGUGCAGUUCGACAUAUCUGGUCUAAACGAAAAAGGGAUAACAAGAAAUAACAUAAGAUUUAAACAGAAAGAAAGUUAGAAUUAAGAGAAUAGCAAAGAGUUUCCGCAUUAUUGCACAUUAAACUUUUUCCUUCAUAAGUUUGAAUUAGCAUUUUAAAACUCUCUCAAAAAGAAAAUAAUCUAAUUCUUCAAUGGAUAAUCUCAGUAGACAUUUCAUGAGUUGCCCUUGUUGAAACGCAGAAACCUUAUCAAGUAUAUUCUGAUUUAAGUACCUUUGUUACUUGUGUUAGGUUUGAUAGAUGAUAAGUGGCAACAAUGGUUGCAAAACCUUUUUAAAUAUUAUUACAUUUAAAGAUUAUAAUUAUGGCAGUGUAACUAGUGAACGCGCAGUCGAUAAAAAUGUAUAUGAAAAUUUAACAUCUGGUAUUGUAAGAGUCUUUCGAAGAAAUGAAGAGUUAGUGUGUGUGUGAUUCUGUAGAUAGGCGUUAUUGAUUUUAUAUAAACAUCUUUUCUGUUGAAUACGGGGUUCAGAAUUGGGUAUGUACGUCUAAAAAAGCUUUUAAUUUUCAUAGCUUUCAAAGAAAAUUACAUUUUAAAAAUAGCAGAGAUUUCGAAGAAAUUUCGGUUACUCUAACAACUUGUAAUAACACUUAUUCGAUUUUUUUUUAAAGAAACUUAAUUAUUCUAAUACAAGUUGUGAAACAGCUGUCAUCCUCCUUGUUAUUUUUAAAUUAAAGUGCAUUGAAUUCAUCCCAUAAAACCUAGCCAUUAAUCUUUUAAAGUCUUCUGAAUAUUAUUUAUGCAUUUAUUUAUGAGUAUUAUAUUGAAACUGUAUCAAAUAGAGUGCAAUAUAGUAAUUUUUUAUAUCUAGAAAUCAAAAUCUGGUAUUUAAUUUUCAUAACAAAUUUUGCUAAAUAAAUAAUUC
This is a messenger RNA of Uloborus diversus, 7637 nucleotides long. Its product is annotated as ras association domain-containing protein 1-like. The transcript is spliced from 9 exons. Gene Ontology annotation, biological process: signal transduction. The record is from RefSeq and is a predicted model, not a curated record. The coding region runs from base 520 to 1722 and encodes 400 amino acids. NCBI's taxonomy places the organism in Eukaryota, Metazoa, Arthropoda, Arachnida, Araneae, Uloboridae.